AAGUAAUUACUGCAUGCAGACCCGCGCGUGCGUGUGCAAAAUUCGAACUGGUACAACAAAAGCGAAAUUAGAGAGGAAGGAUUAGGAAUAGGAUCAUGAGUAUAAGUACGUGACACAAAAAAAGAAAUGCGAGAAGAUGAUUCGCCCGCUGCCGAUUUUGCUCAGGAGUUGGACGACACCCGUGUGUCCGACGGCGGGCGUGCCAGGCGACAUCAAGCCCUUUUCCCUUUAUCAACCAGGGCAAAGGGAGUUUUGGCAAAACGCAUGCGGCAAACAAGGCAACUACCCUUCAAUUUGGGAACAGUGUCAGUGACCGUCAUCAACAGUCGCGUGCACAACAGACGGCUGGCACAAAAAUUACGAGUUCUUGUGUGA
This is a messenger RNA of Amoebophrya sp. A120, 375 nucleotides long. The record is from the annotation of a GenBank genome assembly. NCBI's taxonomy places the organism in Eukaryota, Dinophyceae, Syndiniales, Amoebophryaceae.